AUGCAUGAACCACUUCCAUGUUACUUCAUCAAUUCAUCACACAAUACGUACUGCAUAGGUCUGCAAGUGAAAGGAGCGCAGCUGUUUCCAUCUUCCAGCCAUAGAGAGGCUCUUGCAGACGUCGAAAUUUACAGACAGGUUCUUCUAUCAGGUUGCCGAUGCAUUGAAUUGGACUGCUGGGAUGGCUCCGAUGGACCAGUGGUUACACAUGGACCAGCGGCCGUUAUGCGAAUGAAUGAAAUCCCACUUAAGAUUGUCUGUAUGGCUAUCGACGAGUGUGCGUUCAAAGUAUCGCCUUAUCCUGUCCUUUUAUCUAUCGAAAACCACUUGUGCCAGCAGCAACAGAAGCUAAUGGUACAAAUAUUCCGAGAGACUUUCGGCUCCAAAUUGCUAGUCGAUGCUCUGGAAACCCAUCCGCUCGUCGAGGACCAGUCUCUACCAUCACCGUAUGCUCUUCGAUAUAAAAUAAUCAUCAAAGCGAAAAAAUCGAAGCCAAAGAUUCAGCCGAAA
Messenger RNA from Ostertagia ostertagi, 510 nucleotides. The record is from the annotation of a GenBank genome assembly. Lineage: Eukaryota; Metazoa; Nematoda; Chromadorea; Rhabditida; Trichostrongylidae.